This is a messenger RNA of Salvia miltiorrhiza (redroot sage), 2754 nucleotides long. RefSeq lists its product as uncharacterized. Lineage: Eukaryota; Viridiplantae; Streptophyta; Magnoliopsida; Lamiales; Lamiaceae. The transcript has 4 exons. Bases 510 to 2504 code for a protein of 664 amino acids. The record is from RefSeq and is a predicted model, not a curated record. Gene Ontology annotation, biological process: RNA processing; intracellular calcium ion homeostasis. Gene Ontology annotation, molecular function: RNA binding. Gene Ontology annotation, cellular component: perinuclear region of cytoplasm.
ACCAUCAUCUUUCUUCUUGAACCCUAAUUCCCCUUCUCCCUCGUCUGAUCUUCAAUUCCAGAGUUUGGGGAUACAGCAGCUGAGCAGCAGAUUCAAGAAAAGGUAUUUAUGGAAGACGAUUUCACCUAACAUUUCUUUUUUUUAUGGUGAAGAUAUUUAACGAGUUUUGUUGGUGUGAUUACUAAAAUCCAUGUUUAUGCGUAAAAUUGCUGAAAUCACGUCUGAAAUUGUUGCCGAAAUCAUGUUUAUUUAAAUAUGUCUGCAUCUCCCGAUUCCUACAUUCUCGCAUAGCCUCAGCGCCUCCGCGCGUUGAGGCGGCCUUUCGCCGACGAGGCGCGUAUACACAAAAAUCUUACAGAGGCGCACGUAUUGGUGCGCUUCAGCGUCGCCUUGCCUUGAGGUGCGCCUCAAGGCGUCCGCCUCCAGCGAUUUUCACAACAUUGGCUCUAGAGAGUGUGUUUGGGAUCUUCUGGGGGGUGCCUACUGAGAUAGUUCUUGUGAAACUGCUGAUGGAUCGACCGCCUCAUGAUUAUGGUGCUCCUAUGUCAUAUGGACAGCAGCAAGCUAGUAAUGCACAACAGCAGCAGCAGCAGUAUGGUUUUCAUCCACAGCACCAGCAAUUUCCUCCAUCUGUUCAUGGCCCUCCUUUUAUGCCCCCUCAUCCUCCUGUACAACAAUUCCCCUAUCCUCGUCCAAUGCAACAAACUCAACUCUAUCCACAUUUGCCUCCUCACCCUUAUCAACAAACACCUUCUUUCCCUCCACAUGUGCCUCCACAUCUUCUUCCAUCUCCUUAUCCUGGGCCUUAUGAGGCUGCACCACCCCCUGCUCCAGCGCCAUCUGAUCCUGAACUUCAAAAGCGCAUCGACAAAUUGGUUGAGUAUGCUGUGAAGAAUGGCCCAGAGUUUGAAGCUGUGGUCCGGGAAAGAGAGCAAGAUAAUCCUGCUUAUGGUUUUCUUUUUGGUGGUGAAGGCCAUAACUACUACCGCUAUAAGCUUUGGAUGGCAACAAGACCACUCAUGGGCCCUUUUAACCCUCAGUUCCCAGGUUCGAUGCCAGUGUUGCAUCCUCCCAAUCCCAUGAUGAGUCCAGCACCCAUUAAUGCUCCAAAUGCUGCUGCUGCGGGAUCUGCUCACCUGCAGCAACCUCCUUUUUCACCAUUCUACGAGCAGCAGCACCCUCAUCACUCUCAGCCGAUGGUGGGUCAUAGCCGUCCAGAAUUUGAUCAACCUUACCGAUCUUUUAAAGGUCUAUCUCGACCACUUCCAUCUGAUGUUGAGAUGGAGAUGAAUGGUGUUUUGAACAGUCUCACUGGUACAAAGGAGUCGAUAAAAGGUGCCAAGACUUGGUUUAUGCAGAGGGCUCCAUUUGCUCCUGGCCUGGCUGAGGCGCUCCGAGAUAGGGUAUUGUCCCUAGAUGAUUCUGAGAGGCAGUUGCAUAUAGUUUAUCUUGCCAAUGAUAUCCUCUUUGACAGCUUGCAGAGACGUGUCAACCCGCAGGAACUCGACAACGAGGCGCUUGCAUUUAAGCCUGUCUUGGGUUCUAUGCUUGCGAAGAUAUACCACAACCUGCAUAACAAGGAUGAAAACCAGUCACGUCUUCAGAAAAUCUUGCAGUUUUGGGCCUCCAAAGAAGUAUAUGACCAAGAUACAAUCUAUGGGCUUGAAAGUGACAUGCUGAGUGGGUUACCGCCGAAUUCUUUUCCAGGUGCUCAUCCUGACGCAUCAGGCGAUCGUUCUGCUGCUACAGGGAUGGUCCGGACGCAAAACCAUAUGCAAUGGCAGCCGGAUAAGCAGAGCUCCAUUACAAGCAUACCCAAUCAAGAAUUUGCAGAUAAACUAGUCCCUCCUGUUUCAUCUUUACCAAACCAGCAAUUCCAUCUUCCUUCAGCUCCUUCUGGUGGGUUCACAGGAUCAAUGCCUGUGCCAUCUGCUGUUCAACCGACAAAUCUACAAACUGCACCUGCUCCCGGAAAAGUUGGUGAAAAGCUUCCCCCGUAUCCUUUGUUCCCACCCGGUCUUAUUCCAGGUAUGGUCAGAAAGAUGCAGAUAGGCAGUGGGGUACCUUACUCCCCAAUGAGCCCUCUGGAUAUCCCAACCGUGAUUCCACCUUCAAAUAUAUCACAAUCAGAAGUUCUCGAGAGAGUCUCAAAGUUCUUUAGGGAGAUUGGAGAGGUCAACCCUUCAGAAGGACCCAUGAAGUCAUCUGAAUCAAGGGGCGAUGAUGAUGAUGAUGAUUAUGAAUAUGAGAGAAGAUCUCCUUCCCGCAAGGGAGGAGCCUGCAUCCCCCCGCCCCGCAGCUUAAAUGUUGACCCAGAUACUGGGACCCUUCCUGAUGGAAGUGUAGAAAGAAAGCCCGGAUCGAGCAGUUCUGGAAGAUUGGGACUCGGGGCAACAGCAGAUCCAAACGAGCCAAGUCAAUAUGACGAUGUCUACUCUUCUUACAGGAAACAAAGAAGUACAAACUACCAUACGUCCAUGAGUGCAAGAGCUGCAGCAAGGUAGAUCAAUGAUGUUAUACUUGAUCUCGUCUGGUAAAAUUGUGUGACGUGCUUAUAUUUCCUCGGGUUUUUGAUGAAAUCUAUUGACCCCGGUGUUGUGGUGGCCUGUGUUCUCUUUUGAACUUACUGUAUCAAUGGAAUUUAGGUUGUAACUCUGAUUGAUUAAUGUGAGAAUGUAGUAUUUGUGCUGUUGUAGCUGAACACAAAUCAGGUUUUCCUUUUCUUGGUAAAGCCAGUGCUAGAUCACUUUUAUU